Messenger RNA from Pseudoliparis swirei, 3321 nucleotides. RefSeq names its product acyl-CoA thioesterase 7 (gene acot7). NCBI's taxonomy places the organism in Eukaryota, Metazoa, Chordata, Actinopteri, Perciformes, Liparidae. The record is from RefSeq and is a predicted model, not a curated record. The transcript has 9 exons. Gene Ontology annotation, molecular function: long-chain fatty acyl-CoA binding. The coding region runs from base 1645 to 2760 and encodes 371 amino acids. Gene Ontology annotation, biological process: palmitic acid biosynthetic process; acyl-CoA metabolic process. Gene Ontology annotation, cellular component: cytosol; nucleoplasm; extracellular exosome.
UUCCCUUGUUUAAAAAUAUCCUGGAAGCCAAAAGUAUUUUGGUCAUAUAACAUGUCCUUGUCACAGUCAGUCAUAACCUGAAGGCUGAAGAGACGGUUGAUAGUUCACAGGGAGAGAAGCUGCAUUACUGUACGGUGUUGUAAAGAGUUGGAACAUAAAGCUGAUGAGUGGUUUCUGGCCUGAGGGGAAGCUGUGAAACCUUCUGGACUUUAGUGAUUUACCUGCUCCCACAUUCUCUUGACAGAAAUAUGAGAAAUACUAGUUUGUGUAUUAAGUGCCUACACGUGUGUGUUGAUGCAGUUUGAUGCCAGCAGGUGGAGACAACUGUUUCCCUGGACAUGAACGACAUGCGGUCAAAGUGUUUGGGGAUUAAUUUAUCAACCUGCCUCAGAAAAGAAUCCCUACACUUCACACAAUAACCUUUAGAUAUGUCCAAACAUUGUGUACAGUUAUGUGCAGGCAUGGACGCAGAUGUAAGCAGUUGGUCGACUAGCUUGUAUAAACACGGUUUUGGCAAAUCCCCUUACCCAGAAUUCAUUGUCUGUACUGGUCUGAUGUCAAAAUGUUAAAGGGCGGGUCUUCGGCCUACUUAUAUUUAUCAACAGUAAAUGUAACAAGAAAAAUAUUAAUACUUUAACUCUCCUGUACUCUGCUUUUCUAAGUCAAAAUAAAAAAAUCCUCGGACUUUACCGAGUUUAUUGCCAACGUUUCGCUUUCCGGACCACUGAAACUUUCUGUCGAAACAUUCAUUAUGCACCUUAAACGUGUCUACAAAUACUACUGCCUGCGUUGUUCUUCGCCUCUCCAAACUUACAGCAGACAAAAUGUAGUUGUUGUGUUCCAACUUCAAAAUCAAUAUGUAUAAGUAUACCUGUAUAGAGGAUCUGAAAACACUAGAUAUGUAAUUUUCAUAUACAUUGCUUUAUCUAUACCUGAUACCUCAGUGAUGGAAUAUAGGUUGUACAUUACAUACCAUAUUCGUAGUUGUUGACAACUAUAUUGCUAUUGUGCUCCACUGUGUGUAAUAGAAGUGAUCAUCAUGUUGAAAGGGGAUGUAUAUAUGAACAAGAUUAGAGGGCAGAGGGACUUUCAGUCUUUCCCUCUAAAUCAGUUCCCCGUUCUCGUGGCUUUAGGUGUGGCUGUGCCUUUUUGCUUGUUUGUCUUCAAGUGGGGCAUUUCUAAAACCCAUAACUACAUUUUCGUAUAGUUUUUUGUUGUGAUCUUGGUCCAGUAUUGUUGUUCUAAUUAGAGAUUUCCUAGCGGUUGUUGAAGAACAAUCCCAUGGAGACAGGCUGUCAUGAAUGAAGCAGUUGGCCACACAGUUACGGAAGAAAACAUCCAUUCCAAUGGAGAAAAAAAACCACAUUGUAUAUUCUUAUCAUGGGCACCACAUUUAUGAGACCUUAAAUACUCGUCAGCUGUGACACACACAUCUAGGUGUGAUCAUAGCAGAUUUUAUUGGUCAGUUGCUGUCGAUCUGUGCAUCAGUGUUGAGAUCCAGUUUGACCACUAAGGCGGGGUCACAUGCAUGACGUCACUCGCCACGACAACAUCAGAGCCCAGAAUCUCAGAAGAUGUGAAUGUAGUGAUUGUACAAAAGGGAAGUGAGCCAGAGAGUAGGACCCAGAGUCUGCGAGUGCAAAGAUGCGUUGCUUCAGGCCUCGGAGCAGCAGGCCAGCAGAGGAAGGGAAAGUCGUGGAGCAACUACAAGCCAGAGAAAGUCAGCAAGUCAGCAGAGAUGUCAGGGACCCCGAGGAAACACGAGCUCAGCAGGACUCUAACCAUCAACUCAGCAGGAUCAUGCGGCCAGACGACACCAACAUUGUGGGUAACGUCCACGGCGGCAUCAUCCUCAAGAUGAUCGAGGAGGCCGGAUGCAUCGUUGGCACGCGACACUGCAACACACAGAACGGGGACCGCUGCUUGGCAGCUCUGGUUCGGGUGGAGAAAACCGAGUUCCUGUUCCCCAUGUUCGUUGGCGAGGUUGCCCACGUCACAGCUGAGAUCACCUACGCCUCCAAGCACUCGCUGGAGGUGCAGGUCAAAGUCACAGCUGAAAACAUCCUGACAGGAGCCAAAAAGCUGGCCAACAAGGCAGCUCUGUGGUACGUCCCCUGCUCGCUGCAGAAUGUCAAUAAGGUCACGGAUGUGCCGCCCAUCAAGUAUGCCCGUCAAGAGCAAGAGGAGCAGGGCAGAAAGCGCUACGAGGCUCAGAAGCUGGAGAGACUGGAGACCAAAGCGAGGACUGGAGAGGUGGUGCCACCUCCACUCAACCCAGAACCGCACACAGUUGGUUUCAGCCAGUCCAGUCUGAUCCAUUUGGUGGGCCCCUCUGACUGCACGUUGCACCAGUACAUCCAUGGCGGUGUGACGAUGAAGCUGAUGGAUGAGGUCGCCGGCAUUGUGUCAGUUCGGCACUGCAACAGCAACGUUGUCACCGCUUCUGUGGACGCCAUCAACUUCCAUCGCAAGAUCAACAAAGGCUGUGUGGUGACGGUGACGGGGCGGCUCACAUUCGUCAGUAACAAGUCUAUGGAAAUUGAAGUGUUGGUUGAUGCUUCCUCACUAGUGGAGCCAGAUAAAUAUCGCGCUGUCUCGGCCUUCUUCACCUUCAUGUCCCUGGACAAGGACAAUAAACCUCAAGCUAUCCCUCCUCUUAAGAUUGACGGAGAGGAGGAGCAGAGACGUUUCGAAGAAGGCGAAGCGCGUUACAACCAGAAUAAAGCAAAGCGACUCGCAGAAAAGAAGAUCCAGCAGUGACUCCGCUGCUCACCAGAGUAAAUCCUCUACUGCGACAGUAUCAACCCCACACGACACUUACAGUAUAGGAAAUAAGAAAACCUCUCCCCAUUCUGUCAUUGUAGAAUCCUGUGAAAUCAAACAAUGUUAAAAAUGUUUUCUGUGCUAUUUUCCCAGUGAAAGGGUUUUUUCCAUUUUUUGGGAGUUCUUCCUGAUCCGAUGUGAGGUCCUGGGACAUGGAUGUCGUAUAUGUACAGAUUGUAAAGCCCUCUGAGGCAAAUUUUGGCUACACAAAACAAACUGAAUUGAAUUAAAUUGAAUUGCUAUGCACCAAAGUGUCCACAUAUGGCUGAAUAUGUAUUUAAAAUUAAGAGUACAUCUUUUAUUUUGUGGAUAUUUGUAUUGAUUUAAAAAGACAAUUCAUCAUCCAAAGUGACAGACUGAUUGUAAAAUUACGAUAACUAUUUUUAUUUUCGGAAGAUGACGACUUCAUGUUUGGUGUCGGUGCAAAGUGAUAGUCUGAGUGCAUGUAAAAUGAUGAAUAAGUGAGUGAAUAAUGAUGAAUAAAAGAUCCAAGUGUGA